ACUUAUUUAAUGUUUUUGAGUUGAAUUUUCAUUCAUAGAGGUCUCUUCAGUCUUCAAAUAAGAAUUUGCUUGGUGUAAAAGCGCGCGAAAUAUAUCAGAAAGUAUUCAGGUUAUUUUUGUGUAGUGUUGUGUUGUGUUGAUUUUAAUUUGUUAAUUUAUUUUAUUUAACAAUGGAAACUGUGUCUGUAUCAAAAGGUGUUUUUGUGUUUAAAAAUGGCUUCAAACCUGGAAGAAAGCAUAAAUCUCGAAAGUCCAUACAAGAACAGUCUUUAUUUAAUAAUGAACUAUGGUAUCAAUCAUACAAAACUCUCUGGGGGAACUUAGAACGCAAAAUACAAAUAUUAAACAGUGAAAUGUUUUCCAAUGUCUUAAGCAGUUUGAUACAUUUUGUAAAGACAUCAUAUAAAAAGAACAUGACUGAGAUACCAGCUGCAACAUUGCUGACUGGUAUCAAUAUGCCAGAUCAUGCAGCUCAGUUUUCUACACUUUCCAAUGAAAUAAAAAGUCUAUCACCACAUGUUGUCACUCUACAUUCACAGGAUUGUAACAAUUUGAAGAAUUUAGUGGAGAAUAUGAUUAAUCAGCUCAUCAAUGAUGAAGACUUGAGUGAGGAUGAUGAGGAGAUGGAAAUUAGUGAAGAUGAAGAUGGAAAGAAGAGUAAAGUGAAAAAGAUUAAGAAGAGUCAGUGUAGUUUUGCAAUGUUGCAAUCCUGGUAUGAAGAUCUUGAUUAUGGAUGUGAUAAGAAGAUUUUAGCUAUUAUUAUUCCGGAUUUUGAGAGUUUUAAUGCACAUGUUCUACAAGAUUUUAUUCAAAUAGCAAGUACUUAUCUUAAUAUUUUACCAUUUGUGUUGAUAUUUGGUGUCGCCACAUCACUAUCCGCCCUGAAUAAAUCUAUGCCACAUCAUGUUUCUUCAAAAGUGAACAUUCAAGUAUUUAACUCACAGCCAUCGACAAUUUACUUGAAUAAUAUCCUUGAGGGCAUCUUUUUGGCUGAUGAUUGUCCAUUUCAUUUGGGUGGGCGCCUGUUUGCGCUGUUUUUGGAUGUGUUUUUGUUUUAUGACUUUUCUGUGACUGGUUUUAUUCAAAAUUUCAAGUUUGCUAUGUUGGAACAUUUCAGUCGUGGUUCACACUUAGCUUUAUGCACAAAUAGAAAACAAGUCAGAAAAGUUCUAGAUUCUUUUGAACACGAAGAUUUUGAAAAUGUACGUCGUAAUUGUCUCUCAUUUCGGAGUCUUGUUGAAAGUGAGAGUCCUAAAAACCAAAUAAAAUUACUAGAUGAUGAUACAUACUUUAGAUCUGUACUAGAAAAACAUUUGAAUGAAAUUUUCUUGUACAUGAAUAAAUUGCAUGUGUUAUUGAGAGGAUUAAAAAUAUUAGUUGAAGACUUACCAAAAACACCUCUUGGGAAACAAAUAAGAGAACUCUACAUCUUGGCAACUUCUAAAGACAUUACAACGUUGACAGAAUUCAAAGAAGCUUUUCAAUUGUUGAACUUCCAAUCAAAAGAUGAACUUGCACUCAAAAUGAAAACAUUCAUCCAAAUGAUACUCAAUGAACUGAAAAACAAUUAUGAAUUGAAUACAGAAUUCUAUGAAGAAGUUUCCACAGACUUAGUAACAUUAUUAGAAGAUCUUUUGGAUAACACAUCAAUAACCACAAUUGAAGAUGACGACGAAGAUGUUUCAAUGUCCGAAGUGCAUAAUAUAGUUCAAGUUAAUGGAAAACUAGACAGGAAAGCACUCAAAGAACAAUUAUUUCAACGGUCUCAGAGCCUAAACGUGCCAAAAAUGAACAAAUACGAGAAAUCAAGAGGAAAACUAGUAAAUUAUUUGGAAAAACUGUAUGAAAAUCAUCUUAAACAGCCAAGGGACUAUGUAUUUUAUGAACUAUUCUUUUUUAAUGAUGUUUCCAUUCAGAACAAUAUCAUUGGAUCACAUAGGAGUGCAAUUCAUACAGCACUCAAUGAUCCAGCUUCUUAUUUACAUUGCGGAUGUUGUAAACUUCCGAACAUAGACAGCAUUUUGGAUACAAUGCCGGACAUUUGCAUUGCGUACAAGUUACAUCUUGAAUAUGGUAAAAUGAUUAACUUGUAUGAUUGGUUACAAUCAUUUCUGUCUAUUUUGGAUCCUAUCAAACCAGAUGAAGACGUUGACAAAAGAGAAGUUGAUCCACGUUUACAAGCGCGUUUUACGCAAUGUGUCGCAGAACUGGAGUACCUUGGCUUCGUGAAGAGCUCAAAACGUAAAACAGAUCACGUGGCUCGUUUAACAUGGGGUGGUUAAGUAUAGAAUUGUAAAAUUGUGUAUAAAAACCAAAAAGUAAGUUUUAUCGUCAUUCCUCGGUAUUAUUGCACUCAUUACACUUUUAUAAUUGAAA
This is a messenger RNA of Dalotia coriaria, 2376 nucleotides long. It is a transcript of the gene Orc3, whose product is annotated as origin recognition complex subunit 3. Gene Ontology annotation, biological process: DNA replication initiation; DNA replication. NCBI's taxonomy places the organism in Eukaryota, Metazoa, Arthropoda, Insecta, Coleoptera, Staphylinidae. The record is from RefSeq and is a predicted model, not a curated record. Gene Ontology annotation, molecular function: DNA replication origin binding. Gene Ontology annotation, cellular component: DNA replication preinitiation complex; nuclear origin of replication recognition complex; nuclear pre-replicative complex.